Amoebophrya sp. A25 is the source of this 2549-nucleotide messenger RNA. The record is from the annotation of a GenBank genome assembly. NCBI's taxonomy places the organism in Eukaryota, Dinophyceae, Syndiniales, Amoebophryaceae.
UCUCGCCUGGUUGCGCAGCGUGAUCGUGCCCGCACGCUGGUUCGUCUGGCAGAGAUUGCGAAGAACGAAAAGGGCCUGUAUCGGAGAGGUAUACCAGCGAACGAAACACUAGAUGCUUGUGGACAAGAUGCUUCGGAUAAGAACGCUGGAGCACCAGCUGCAAAGUCAACCGAGCCUAAUGAGGUGGGAGGAGCAACUUCGGCUAGCAGUUGUAUCAGAGGUUCGAUAGGAAGUGGAAAAAGUGCCAUGUCUUCUAGGAGAAAUGGCGAACGCGUUCGUGUUGAAAAUAUUAUGCAAUUAGUGCGGUGUUUUCGUCCCGAAAUUUCCGUGUCGAAGAGCCACCGUGGACGGGGCAAAAAGGGUAAAAAGAGGAGGCUAUCCUCAAAAGCAUCGUCGAGGACAUCAAGCAGUGCUGGAGGACUUUCGAAUGUAUCGUCAGUGCUACAAAAUGGUGGUGUUCAUGCUCUAAGCGGGGGCGGAGCAAGCUCGUGCUCGAGCGGGUCCUCCAGUUCGCAAGAUAUAGGUGAAAAAACGUCUAUUGCGACAUUGUUAUCACUAGCGGGAUGGAGGGUCCGCCGAGCCGGAGAGAUAGCCAGAGUUGGUGCUAAUUCAGCGCCGAAGCGCAGUCGGCGAGAGGACGCGGAGGAGCGCCUCGCAGAGCAGAAGAUUUCCAGCUCUGCCGUUGGCAUCAAGGAUGGCUCUGCAAGAAUAUCUGCUGGAGGCAGCGAACCAGAAGCGCCUGCCGUUCGAGUUCGCCUGCUUUCUGAAGAGGAGAGCCACUCGCCGUCGAGGAAGGCGCGAAAGCACUCGCCGAGGUUAAGUGCUGCCGCACAUAAUUAUGUUGUACCCGAUGGAGCUAGUACAGGAUCGCUUAAACGGGCACAACUUUCAGAAGACAGCAAGACAUCGCCACCUGUGCGCCUGCUGUCUGACGACAUAGUCACGAAGUCUCCAAAGCGAAAGCUUUCGUCUGGCCCAGGCUCGCCAGGGCAUCAGAAGUUGCGAAGAAGCAAUGCAACAGCUUCACCGCCAAAACCUUCUGCAGAGGACACUUGUAGGACGCGAAUUACUGCCCUCGGCGAGAUGUGUCCGCGGAUGGAGGCCACGAAGCGAGGCAAGGGGGGCAAGCAGCUUGUUACUUUUCAGCUCGUCGAUUGCGCAGACGUUCUCGGACUAGUCGGGAUGAAACUUUCAGUCGCCGAAGAACAGUACAAGGAACUGGUGCAACGUGCGCAUGCGCGGUUGGCUGACGUGAAAAUGGUAUUAAUUAGAUCAUACUUCUUGGCUUUUCCGUGCUUUUACCGUUACAUACAUUCUUUCACAACUCUCCACCAAGAGAUGGCUUGAAAUGUACUUGAGGUUGCCAUAAGCAAGAAGAAAUAAUCUGAUUUUUUGUUCUGAUGUUUUUAUUCACUGUGAUUUGCUAUGCACAUCAGCAAUCCGAUGCGGGGAGCGUCGCAGCAUCGGACGAGCCUUUAAGUGGUGAGGACUUGGUCCUCGUAACAGCGUUUUCUUAUCUGGUUGCUAGCGGAAGUCUCUAUUGGGGUUUUGGGCCGCGAGUUUAUGAAUACGUUCGCGACGAGCUGAGUGGAGCAGUGGAGGCUUACGCGUCCCCGUUUAACCACACGCUGCCGCGUUUUUGCAGUCCCUUCUCUCUUGACCGGUUUUUCGGCUCUCUCGGCAGUUUUUAUGAUGUUGACUGGCAGAGUGUGCUGCCCACACUGGUGCAACUGGAGGGUGGAGAUGUCGAGACAAAAGAGUCUGCGAAAAGACGACGGCUUGAGGACGGGAGCGCAAAUGAAGUGCAAGAAGGAGGGAGACGGGCCUCGGAUCAUUCUCAAAUGGAGAAUUUAGUCACGAUCAUAGCGAAUCCACCCUACAUCGAAGCCGAAAUCCAGUUCUGCGCUGACUUCGUAAAUAAGAUUGGCAGCAUUUUUGAGACCCUAAACAACAGCACCGAGGAAAGUCGAAGGCCGAAAAAAGAUCUCCUUAUUCUUAGUAUAUGCCCAGACUGGCGUCCAGCCCCUUGCAUCGUAAGCCUGCAGGAGGCAGCCAGCAAGGUCUAUGAACGGGUCUUGCCUCCGAAACAGCACGGGUAUUAUAACUACCAGUCGUGUGAAUUCGUCAAGGCCACAUUUCCAAGUCUUGCUUUUGGCUUUCAAUGGUUGAAAAAAGGAAAUCGAGAACAAGAGGAGCAAAUCUCGAACGAAAGGAAUGCUCAUCUUGAUAAAAAAGGUUCUCUGGAGAAGGUUUUGGGUGUACUUUUCAAGCAUAUGGGAGAGGACCCACGGAAACAUCGAUAAAGUUUUAGCUCACCAUUUCUUUUUUCUGCGCAGAAGUAAAUGUCACUCUCUAGCUAUCAAGCAAUCUCGACAGGAGACCAGAAUGGGCACCCUAGAAAUCUAAGCAUCCGGAGUUGCUCAGUACCUAGUAAUUUUUAUGGUCCGUUGACAAGUCAGGACCGCAAAGCUUCGAUCGCUGAAAAUGCGAGAGUGAAUAGAUGAGAAAGAGGGGACAUUGAAGUCCAGGGAUCCUAAAAUGAGUGUGCA